AUGCAGAGUGUUGUGUGCUACCACUACCCCUGCUUGGACGGCAUCUUCUCCGCCCUGGCUGCCUAUCUGCAUCACAGGGAAGUUGGGAGGCGAGUCAGGUUCUUCCCCAUGAAGGUGUACGCCCCUCCUGAGGGCCCCGAGGCGCUGCGACUGAGAGGGCACGAACACGUAUUCCUGCUGGAUUACGCGGGACCCAGGGGUUUUGCAGUUGAAGUUGCAAAAGUAGCCAAGAGGGUGACUGUGCUCGAUCACCACAAAACUGCUGCUGAGUCGCUGCCCGAUGUUGAAGGGCGUCCUUCCAACCUGGAGGUGGUUUUGGACAUCUCUAGAAGUGCAGCCACAAUUGCAUUGGACUACUUUCGGCCUCAGAAGAUAGACAGAAAACUUUGGGAAAUGUUUCGCUUUGUUGAGGAUGCAGACCUCUGGCGGUGGCGGUUUGCAGACAGCAAGGCAUUCAGGUCGGGUGUGGCAGCCCAAAAGAUUAAAUUCGAUGUUAACGAGAACCCCAGAAUAUUCGACCAGUUGCUGCAGCUGGAUCCUUGCCAAGUCAUCCAGGUGGGGCGCACCAGAUUGGAGGACGAGCAAAAGAUAAUGGACACUGUGCUGAAGGAGUCCUUCGAGGUUGCCAUCGGUGGCCAUGUCGGCUUGGCAAAUGGCUGGGGGUCGUGCCUCGCAGUCAGAGCUGACGAUGUCAGGCAACUUCGCAGUGAGCUAGGAAACAGGCUGGCAGACAUAUCGCAGUCACGUGGGUUAAGGGCGAUGGGGCUGGUGGCUUAUUUUGAGCCAGACUUGCAGGACCACAGCAAAAUAAAGUGCAGCUUCCGAAGCUCAGGGGAUGAGGACACGACAGUCAUCACCAGGGCGUUCGACGGUGGUGGCCACGCCAACGCCAGCUCUUGCAUGGUGGAUUUCGAACAGUUUCAGUCUUGGAGAGUCUGA
This is a messenger RNA of Ostreobium quekettii, 939 nucleotides long. The record is from the annotation of a GenBank genome assembly. Lineage: Eukaryota; Viridiplantae; Chlorophyta; Ulvophyceae; Bryopsidales; Ostreobiaceae.